This is a messenger RNA of Blepharisma stoltei, 267 nucleotides long. The record is from the annotation of a GenBank genome assembly. Lineage: Eukaryota; Ciliophora; Heterotrichea; Heterotrichida; Blepharismidae.
AUGCCAUAUAGAAUCAAUACUCUUCAUCUUUAUUCUUACUUCAACCAUCCAAAUCAGUUCAAAUUAUCUCUUGAAGGCGGAGGCUCACUAUUCAAUACCAAUUUCGGUGAAAAUGCUCUAUCUUUUGCUGUUAAAAAGCAAUUUUCAAGCUGUGUGAGCGCAAUAGUGUCCUCUUUUGGAAAACUUUUAAAGGAAAUUCUAAUGCCCUUAAUUUCAUAUCCGACGAUUGCAUUAUUGGGCUUAAUAAGCUUGGCUAUCCUUCUUUAA